AUGGCGACUCAGCAGGACGCGUUCAAGGCAGAUGCACAGCGUGCACGGCAGGACGGCUUGCCCCUGUCCACCGAUACGGCUUCACUCCAGCCGCCGUCACGGCUGCCGGUCUCCUCAUCGGCGACGCGCGUGGAGCAGCUAUCGCUAACAACACCGCGCGGCCGAGGAGGAGCAGGAGGCAUCUCGCCCGCCCAGCGCGGCGUGCCCAAUGCAAAAUCGGACACCAACACGUCACCUGCAUCCUCGUCGUCGUCGUCAUCGUCGGCCGAGGUGCAGAGCAAGACGUCCCAGGCACAAGCGAUUGCGUGGCUGUACGACUAUACGGGUGGGGCGGAGGACGACGACUGGCUGCACGUGCCCGGAGUCGAGCGCAAGCGGGGCAUCCUCGGCUGUGUGUUCGGGUGGUGCAAGGUCAGCGUUCGAGGCAUAAUCAACGUCGGCGUGCUGCUGGUGCUAUCGCUCGCACUGCUGAUGCUGUUCGCGGGCUAUCCGGUCUUGUACCACUUUGAUAUCUCGAACCACGACCGCAAGGCGCCCGGGUUCUUCGGGCUCGGCGGGACCAACGGCUCAGGUCAGAUCCCGUUGCUUCCCGACCUCUUUUCGCUCGUCGAUGCCGACACCCCCGUGGCAGCACACGCUUGGAAGAACCCCACCGACGGCUCGACUUACCAUAUCGUCUUUAGCGACGAGUUCGAGCAGGACGGCCGUACAUUCUGGCCGGGCGACGAUCCGUUUUGGGAAGCCGUCGACCUGCACUACUGGGUCACGGGAGAUUUUGAAUGGUACUCGCCCGAAGCCAUCAACACCACCGACGGCUUCUUGAACAUCUGGAUGCAAGAAAGGGAGACGCACAACCUGAAUUUUCAGUCUGGAAUGCUGCAGAGCUGGAACAAGUUCUGCUUCCAAGGCGGCUACAUCGAAACCAGUGUCGUUCUUCCGGGGGCGCACGAUGACAAGGGGUUCUGGCCGGCUGUGUGGAUGCUGGGCAACCUGGGCCGCGCCGGGUAUGCCGGGACGACGCAGGGCAUGUGGCCGUACAGCUACACGGCGUGCGAUAUCGGCACCCUGCCCAACCAGACGCAGCCCGACCAGACGGGCCCGCCAGCAGCACUCAACGCCCACGGCCUCUACUCGAAGGACGUCGACUACAAGCUCAGUUUCCUCGAGGGUCAGCGGUGUUCGGCGUGCACCUGUCCUGGCGAAGACCACCCAGGCCCUCACCACGGUGUGGGCCGCUCCAGUCCCGAGAUCGACAUCUUCGAGACGCAGGUUCAGCAGGGGCAUGGCGAAGCUUCCCAGUCGUUCCAGAUCGCGCCGUUUGACGCCAACUACACGUGGGACCAGUCGCCAUCCGUAGCGACCCUGCAUUCGGCGGACAGCCAAUUCAACCCGUACACGGGCGGCGUGUACCAGGAGGCCGUGUCGGCGGUGACGCGGGUGCCGGAUUCCGCGUAUGCGCAGUCGGGGGGCGUACCCGUGACAAUGGGCGUGCAGUACGAGCCGGACUGGACGGGCAACGGGAGCGGAUCCAUCACAUGGUUUCUGAACGGCCGACCGACGUGGACGCUCUCGGGGGCCUCGCUUGCGCCGAAUCAGGAUACCGAGAUCGGCCAGAGACUCAUCCCGACCGAGCCGAUGAGCAUCGUGAUCAACUUGGCGCUGUCAAACGGGUUCCAGAAGGUGCAGUGGAACCAGAUUCAGUUCCCGGCCGUGAUGCGUCUCGAUUACAUCAGGGUGUACCAGAAGGACGGUGAGCCGAAUCGCAUCAGUUGCGACCCGCCCGACCAUCCCACCGCAAAGUACAUCCAGGACCACCUUGAUGUCUACAGCAACAUCAACUACACGGGUGAGUGA
Sporisorium graminicola is the source of this 1854-nucleotide messenger RNA. RefSeq lists its product as uncharacterized. The record is from RefSeq and is a predicted model, not a curated record. The transcript has a single exon. Gene Ontology annotation, cellular component: plasma membrane; endoplasmic reticulum membrane. Gene Ontology annotation, molecular function: glucosidase activity. The coding region runs from base 1 to 1854 and encodes 617 amino acids. Lineage: Eukaryota; Fungi; Basidiomycota; Ustilaginomycetes; Ustilaginales; Ustilaginaceae. Gene Ontology annotation, biological process: (1->6)-beta-D-glucan biosynthetic process; fungal-type cell wall organization.